Molecule: messenger RNA, 4175 nt
Organism: Oncorhynchus masou masou (cherry salmon)
Lineage: Eukaryota; Metazoa; Chordata; Actinopteri; Salmoniformes; Salmonidae
Product: HMG box-containing protein 4-like
Exons: 13
Coding region: 121-1968 (615 amino acids)
Source: RefSeq, a predicted model, not a curated record
CCUGCCGAUACGCAUCGUUGUAGACUGAUAUCAAAGAUGGCGACUGGAACCGCGUAAAUUGGUGAUUCCGGAGAGUGACACAGAGAGACAAGCACGCCGUUUGAAGAGAAAAGAGAGAUCAUGGCUUUUGAGGAGAUCAAGAAGAAAGGAGUAGUUGAGGUAGGGAUGGAAGGGGAAGUGGGCCUUGUGGCUGGUCGCAGUCAGAGAGAGAAGAGGAGAUCAUACAAGGACCUGCUCAGAGAGGAGGAGGAGAUUGCUGCACAGGUCCGCAAGUCCUCCAAGAAACGGCCCAAGGACUCAGAACCUUUCUUAUUGGGAGGGGACUCCCAUAAGAAGAAGAAAAAGCACAGUGAAGACUACUAUUACAGAGACCAGCAAGGCUCAGGCCCACCUCCCCACAAGAAGAAGCGAAAGUCUUCGGACCACUCCCUUUCCCUGUCCUCCCAUCCCACAGACACAGCCAUGGGGCUCCUACAGGCCAUCACCUCCCCAAUGGCCACCGGCUCAGACCCGAGCCCACACCUGCACAAGAAGCCCUCCUACCCCUCCUUCUCUUCCUCCCACUUCUCCAAAGACCGCAAACGUGAUGGGAGCACCGGAGGAAGCAAAGGCAGCCACUCCUCUCACUCCCGCCCUAUGUCCUCAUCCUCCUCUUCCAAAAAGCACUCCUCCUCCAAGUCGUCGUCUCUGUUCCAUGGUGGUACCGGUACCCCUAAAGGAGAUCUCCUGAACAUACGUGAGCCGGAUGGGCUGAUGAUGAAGCUCAUGGUCUCGCCUAAGGAGAAGGCCGAAGGAGAGGGCUUUCCCUUCCCUCCCCACUCCUCCUCAUCCUCAAAAGGGGGGAUAAAAAAGGAGAAGGACAGAGACCGGAAGCAGCUCUCUAAAGUCCCCAAGAAGAUGCAGCAGAGCCGAGAUCCACUGCCUGUUGUGGGGAAAGAAGUGGAGGUGGAGGGGCACUACGGUGGGGGUAUGGGGGGAGACAGCUCCUCCUCGGGGGGCGAACUUGAGGCAGGAGAGCUGGUGAUAGACGACUCGUACAAGCAUCUGUCAAAGAAAAAGAAGAAGAGCAAGAAAAGCAAGAAGAAAAAGGAGAAAGAGAAGGACAGAGAGAAAGACAAAGGCGGGAGAGAGAAGAAGCACAGCAAAGGAUCAGGAGGGGACCCAUCGAGAGGCCACACCCAUACCCAUGGCUCAGCCAAUCACUCUGCAGCUGGUGGAAUGUAUGCCAUGGGGGCCCCCAUCCCUACUCCCAUCCUUACUCACCAUCAUCAAAGUAAUGAAGUAGCAAUGAUGGAGAAGAAGAAAAAGAAGGAGGAGAGGGAAAGGGAAAAGCACGAGAAGGAGAAAGAUAAGCCCAAGAAGAAGAACACAACAGCUUACCAGGUGUUCUGUAAAGAGUACAGGGUCAACAUCAAUGCAGAGCAGCCUGGACUAGAGAAAGACUUUACUGUGUUUGCAGUGUUCGGGGAGCUGAGCAAAAAGUUGGCAGAGGUGUGGAAACAGCUCCCAGAAAAAGAUAAACUGGUGUGGAAGCAGAAAGCUCAGUACCUGCAGCACAAGCAGAACAAAGCUGAGGCCACCACAGUCAAACGCAAGAGCUCCACAGAUGGAGUCAAAAGCAAAGGCUCUGUGAAGGGCAUGGGGCUGGGAGCAGGGCUGGUGUCCCCCAACCGGGCGUCUGUGGGUGUGUCCCUGUCACCAGCACGGGUCCCUGAUGUCGACCCCAUCGAUGCGGCCGCCCACCUGCAGCUACUGGGAGAGUCCCUGUCCCUCAUCGGCCACCGAUUACAGGAGACAGAGGGGAUGGUGGCGGUAUCAGGCAGUCUCUCUGUACUGCUGGACUCCAUCUUGUGUGCCCUUGGACCCCUGACCUGCCUCACAGCACAGAUCCCCCAGCUCAACGGAUGUCCCCGCCAAGUCUUGUCCAACACCUUGGACAAUAUUGCCUACAUCAUGCCAGGGCUGUGAAGCCAACAGAAACAUUCCUUUCCCGUCUACUGAGGGUCUUCGCCAUGAAGUAAAACAUUUGGAGUGAGAGUGCCCAUUAUAGAAGCGUGGCUUGUGGCUUGGGAUGCAGACAAUUAUUUAUGCAGCAAGGCAUUGGAAAACGUGGAUAUUAAUACUUUCAACAUGUUUUUAAAAUGUAUUUUAAAAUGUGUUCAUUUCCUUAUUUUUUUUUUUACUGAAACCUAUUUUAAUGAACACUCUUUUCUUUCCCUCUGGCAUGUCUGUUAGCGUCUUCAGAUUUAACUGUAUGUUUUUGUGUGAAUGUGUGUGGGCGUGUGUGUUUUCUAUGUGUAUACAGUAUCUCCAGAGGCUAGUUUUUACUCAAAAGGACAAGCCAGGGCCCAAGUCCACCAUUGUUCCUCUUCCAUCAACAUACCAUGAAAAUAAUAUAUUUGACAACUGUUCAUGUUUGUUUUACCAGUUAAUUACAUAAUGACUUGUUCUUUUGUAUAUAUGCUAUUUUACUGAGUAUUAAGGUUUAGAUUUUGAUUGUAGAAUUAAAUUUGUAUACGGUAGAAACAUUUUGAGGCAAAUGCAAUCAAACUACUGUUGUGGGUUUUGCAGCUUUUGAAGCACAAAGCUGUAAGCCACAUUUUCAUUAAUACAUUUCUUCCUCUGAGUAUACAGUAUGGAAAUGUUGACAAUAAAAAUGACAGUGUCAACAUGCAGACUGAGCAUAGCAGACUUAUGACUGGUAUGUACCACCACCACCUUUUUUCAACUACAGCUGUUGUUCUGACUCCUAAACACAAACCAAUGAAUGAAUAAGGCUUGUAUUUAUUGUAACAAACCAUUGUAGUGUAUCAAGAUCAUUUACAUUUUAAGGCCAGUUAUACCAGUUAUACAACUGAAAUUGCUAUUUUUAAGUGAGUAAAUGAAUUGUACGUGAAAUGCAGCAGCUACCUGUGAAUCCUCAGGAUCCUUGUCAGACUGAGGACGAUAUGCUUUUCUCUACACAUACAAUAGCACUAGAACACUAUGUCUGUGCUUCCACAUGCCUCUGUGUCCCAGCCAGGGAGGAAUGCAAAACCUUCUCUAAUGACGUGUUUUGGAUUUUUGUUAAUCUCUCUAAACCCGAGAAGUAAAAUCUAGUGUAAUUUGGUCAGCUAAUUCAUACGUGUUAGAAAAUGAGAGAACGUUUGGUGAUACUGAUGAUUUGUCGCCACAGAUGGUUUAUUUAAAUGGCAAGUUAAGCGAACUAACAUGACUGGUUAGGAUAAUAAACGUGUCAGGUUAGGAGAACGAGGUCAAGGUUACGCCUCGAUCACACUGGCAUUGUUUUGCAUUUUGGUUCACCAGAAGUACAUUUCCGAUGGAACGCUGCGUUUGAUUUGCAACAUUGCGUUGCUGUGCAUUAUAUGUGGAGCGUACAUUGGAUUGAUUGAACGUAUACGGCUUGACAGAAAUGGUAGAAGAAGGUGAAUGUUUAACUUUUGUGGCACGCAUAUCCAGAUGAUGCUGCGCCAUUUUGCGCUUGACUGUUGGUGUGAUCGAGGCGUUAUGAAAAUCGCUCAGUUACAACGUUACGUUUUCAACAACAGUUGUCCCCGACGCGACCACUAGAUAGAGCUGUAGGCCUAAUCCAUUUAACCAAACCGGUAGAAACGUAAACAAACUUUUUGGCGACCAAUCACUGCAUGUGUAUAUGAAGAUGGCGACACAUAAUAAGUAUCGACAUAACACAAUGGUCUUCAACCUGUUCUUGCCCAGGGACCCCCAUCCUAUAUUAGCACCAAAAAAAUAUCACGACUUAUCAGGUGAAUUAAGUAAUCAACAUUUUAAAAUGAAUAUAUUUGGUAAAUCGUUUUUCAUUAUUUUGACCCCACAUAAUUUGGAAGAGGAAGUGUAAACUCUAGCAUAUCAUAUUAGGUAGAACGGUAACACAUUUUCGCUAAGAGCAUCUGUUUAACUGGUUAAACAAAGGUUAGCCAUGUGUUGUCAAACAUUUGUCCAAAUCAAAAAAGCUUACCAGAAAGCCAGUGGCACUUCUGCACUGGUGGCCUAUUUGCAAGUGCUUUUUCAAAGCCUAUGUCAGACACUCCAGUGAGUGUCAUUUUGUAUAAUUUUGACCUGCACUGUUGGAGCUUGAAGUUUAAGAAUUUCACUGUACCCUGCAAUUACAUCUGCGACCAUGUCAUUGUGAUGAAUAAACUGAGAAAUAAAACUGA